Ictalurus punctatus (channel catfish) is the source of this 5554-nucleotide messenger RNA. It is a transcript of the gene ptch2, whose product is annotated as patched 2. Gene Ontology annotation, molecular function: smoothened binding; hedgehog family protein binding; hedgehog receptor activity. NCBI's taxonomy places the organism in Eukaryota, Metazoa, Chordata, Actinopteri, Siluriformes, Ictaluridae. The transcript has 22 exons. The record is from RefSeq and is a predicted model, not a curated record. Gene Ontology annotation, cellular component: plasma membrane. Gene Ontology annotation, biological process: smoothened signaling pathway. Bases 1432 to 5391 code for a protein of 1319 amino acids.
UGUUUUCCUUUCCUUUCCAGUUUCUUGUUACCGCGUGGGAAAUUCCACGCGUCUCUAGCCGUGUCUUUGCGCUGCUCAGACCCGAGAAGACACGGACUAAACGCGAACGCGCUCCCAGGACGCACGCUGAAGUAACGCGGACCGGCUGCGACUGCCCUGCGUAUUUCUUCCUGUGUGUUUGUUUUUGUUUUGCGAUCCAUGAAUGAGAGUAAGCCUCCAUUCAUUUGCAGGCAGAUGUGCGCGUCUAGGCUUUGAGCGAGCACUUUGGGUAUAGGAGAGAUUCCAUUUCGAACCAGAGGGUUGUUGGUCACUGACAAAGUAGAGCUUUCAUGUCGAUCUAGUGUCAGAACUCAUAUCCAUCAGCAAGCCAGGCUCAAAUACUGGAGUGAAGAUACAUGCGACUUGUUACAGUGUGUCCAGGAAGCAUCACGAAUAUCAGAAAGUCUUCCUAAGACUGAUGGAAAGAUAUUACAGCUGUCCCAGAUUCCACUGGUAACGCUUCACGACUCGGAAUCUUUUCUACACUCCAUCCAGGAAAGCCAUGACAGACAUCUCCUCCUUACCUUACUGUGAAAUAUCAUCCGACUUAGUUAUCGUGUUUCCACAGAGAACAGAGAUGUCUGUGUUUAAUAUAAACGAAGAGUGGAAGAAGAAAAGAGAGAGAAGAUAAACAAGACUCGAAUGUACACGCUGCUUUUCCGAAACUGUUUGAAGAAACGCGAUACCCAGUGAAGGUCGCUCCGACAGAGCGUGUGCUGUGCAUGUGCACGUGCAUGUGUGUGGUCCACAUCAAGCUGUGACGUUCGAAUUGCUUGGCACGUGAAACUGGAGAGUUCAGAAUCACCGUUUCCGUUUCCGAGAAGCCAAAGAGUCGUGCAGGCGCUCGCUGAUUACUGGCCGGUCUGUGCGAGGUGGUCCGGUCAGGUCGAGCCUUCUUCAGUGUGUGCCAUGCUUCCAUAACACCGUGUUGUAUUCACUGGGCAGUUCGAGUCAGCGUUCCAGUUAAAGAGUUAUGCAAUAGCGUUUAGCUCAUGGCCGGCUUUCAGACCGCUCGGUUUGGACUCAUGAGCCUGAACAUAGGCCUGCGCUUACUGUUGAGAGUGAACUACCUAUAGAAACAAAGCAGGGAAGUCCCAUUUGUGAGGAGCACGAUAUGGACGCACAGGGAAGGCUGCGGGUCAGAAAGCUCCGCUGUGGCUCCGGGCAAGGUUCCAGGCUCUCCUCUUUACUCUGGGUUGCCAUAUUCAGCGACACUGUGGAAAAGUGCUUUUUAUCGGACUCCUCGUGUUCGGAGCAUUCUCAGUCGGCCUGCGAGUGGCCGCCAUCGAGACAGACAUCGAACAGCUAUGGGUGGAAGCUGGCAGUAGGGUGAGCAGGGAAUUGCGCUACACAAAGGAGAAGCAAGGAGAAGAGGCAGUGUUCACCUCACAGAUGCUCAUCCAGACACCCAAACAGGAAGGAACCAAUAUUCUUACCCAGGAAGCUUUGUUGCUCCACCUGGAGGCAGCUGCGUCUGCCAGCAAAGUCCAGGUGUCUCUUUAUGGAAAAUCCUGGGAUCUUAACAAAAUCUGCUUCAAAUCUGGAGUCCCAAUUAUAGAAAAUGUCAUGAUUGAGAGGAUGAUUGACAAGCUUUUUCCCUGCAUGAUCGUGACCCCACUAGACUGCUUCUGGGAGGGCUCCAAACUGCAGGGAGGCUCAGCCUACUUACCGGGGAUGCCUGACAUUCAGUGGAUGAAUCUGGACCCUCUGAAGCUCAUGGAGGAAUUGAGCCAGUUCACCUCAUUAGAAGGUUUCAAGGAGAUGCUGGACAAGGCUCAAGUAGGCCAUGCCUACAUGAACCGACCAUGUCUUGAUCCCAAUGACCCAGACUGCCCAGUCAGUGCCCCCAACAAGGACCUGCGGCAGAGUCCAGAUAUUGCUGUGGAACUACAGGGUGGCUGCCAUGGUUUCUCAAAGAAGUUCAUGCACUGGCAAGAGGAGCUGAUCCUGGGCGAACGGAAGAAGAACUCUCAGGGUUUUUUGCAGAGUGCCGAGGCUUUGCAGACCAUGUUUCUCCUCAUGAGCCCCAAGCAGCUAUAUGAACACUUUAAGGAUGACUAUGAGAUCCAUGACAUCAACUGGAAUGAGGAUAAGGCCACUGCCAUCCUGGAGUCCUGGCAGAGAAAGUUUGUUGAGGUGGUCCACGGAAGCAUUCCCCAGAACUCCUCGUCUAACGUCCACGCUUUUUCUACCACUACGCUCAAUGACAUUAUGAAGUCCUUCUCCGAUGUCAGCGUCAUCAGGGUAGCAGGAGGUUACCUGCUCAUGCUGGCCUAUGCAUGUGUGACCAUGCUCCGCUGGGACUGCGCUAAGAGUCAGGGGGCAGUGGGGCUGGCUGGAGUGUUGCUAGUGGCUCUGUCUGUAGCUGCAGGUUUAGGGUUAUGCUCUCUGCUGGGGUUGUCUUUCAACGCUGCCACUACACAGGUGCUGCCAUUUUUGGCGCUGGGCAUAGGGGUGGAUGACAUGUUCCUUCUGGCUCAUUCUUUCACUGAGACUGGCUCCAACAUCCCCUUCAAGGAUAGGACUGGUGACUGUCUCAGAAGGACUGGCACAAGUGUGGCUCUUACCUCUAUUAAUAACAUGAUCGCCUUCUUCAUGGCAGCCCUAGUGCCCAUUCCUGCCCUACGGGCGUUCUCGUUGCAGGCCGCUAUCGUGGUGGUAUUUAACUUUGCUAUGGUCCUGCUCAUCUUCCCUGCGAUUCUGAGUCUGGAUUUGCAUAGACGCAAGGACAAAAGACUGGACAUCCUUUGUUGCUUCUACAGCCCGUGUUCCUCUCGAGUAAUCCAAAUCCAGAGUCAGGAGUUCUCUGAUGCCAAUGAUAACCACACUCACCCUCAUGGCCCAGCCACUCCUACUUUUGCUGGUUCCACAAUCACCACCAGCACCCACAUCACCACCACGGUGCAGGCUUUCACCCAGUGUGAUGCUGCUGGUCAGCACAUUGUCACCAUUCUGCCCCCAACAUCUCAGAUCUCCACCAGCCCUCCCUCUGUGGUGCUGUCACCCCCAGACCCCAGACCAGCUGCUGACCCUUACGGCUCCCAGCUAUUCAUGCCCUCCAGCUCCACCCGGGACCUGCUAGCCCAAGCCGAGGAACCUCGACUAGGACGUGAGUGCGUGCCUCUGCCCUUUUUACAGUGGAACCUGCCCCGCUUUGCCCGAGAGAAGUAUGCGCCGCUGCUGCUUAAGCCUGAGACGAAGACAGUGGUGGUGGUGGUAUUUGUGGCACUGCUCAGUCUUAGCCUCUACGGUACCACCAUGGUCCACGAUGGCCUCUACUUGACAGAUAUUGUGCCCAGGGACACGAAAGAGUACAAUUUCAUUUCGGCCCAGUUCAAGUACUUCUCUUUCUACAACAUGUACUUGGUCACAAUGGACGGCUUUGACUAUGCCCACUCUCAACGUGAGCUGCUGCAACUUCAUAAUGCGUUCAACUCGGUCAAGUACAUUGUGAGAGACAGUAAUCAAAAACUGCCCCGUAUGUGGCUCCACUACUUCCAGGACUGGCUCCGAGGACUCCAAGCUGCAUUUGAUUCUGACUGGGAAGCAGGCAGGAUCACCUAUGACAGUUACCGCAAUGGUACUGAGGAUGGAGCAUUAGCUUACAAACUCAUCAUUCAAACUGGCUCUAAGAAAGAGCCAUUCAAUUACAGCCAGCUGACGUCUCGCCGCCUGGUAGAUAAUGAUGGUCUGAUCCCCCAAGAGGUCUUCUACAUCUACCUGACUGUGUGGGUCAGUAAUGAUCCACUGGGCUACGCUGCAUCACAGGCCAAUUUCUAUCCCCACCCUCAUGAGUGGAUACACGACAAAUAUGAUACCACUGGAGAGAACCUACGUAUCCCAGCUGCUGAGCCUCUGGAGUUUGCCCAGUUCCCCUUCUACCUGAAUGGUCUUCGGCAGGCUUCAGACUUCAUUGAGGCCAUCGAGAGCGUGCGCUCCAUCUGUGAAGAAUUUAUGCGCAAAGGCAUCCCAAACUACCCCAAUGGAUACCCGUUCCUUUUCUGGGAACAAUACAUUGGCCUGCGCCACUGGUUCCUGCUGUCUGUCAGUGUGGUGCUGGCCUGCACCUUCCUGGUGUGUGCCGUCCUGCUGCUCAACCCCUGGACAGCAGGCAUUAUUGUUUUUAUCUUGGCUAUGAUGACAGUAGAGCUGUUUGGCAUUAUGGGCCUGAUCGGUAUCAAGUUGAGUGCCAUCCCUGUGGUUAUCCUUAUUGCUUCUGUUGGCAUUGGAGUGGAGUUCACUGUGCAUGUUGCACUGGGCUUCCUGACGGCCAUUGGGGACAAAAACACGCGCUCAGGUGUGGCUCUAGAGCACAUGUUUGCACCUGUGAUGGACGGUGCCGUCUCCACUCUACUUGGAGUGCUCAUGCUGGCUGGCUCUGAGUUUGACUUCAUUAUGAGGUACUUUUUUGCAGUGCUGGCCAUUUUGACAUUGUUGGGAAUUCUAAACGGCUUGGUAUUGCUGCCUGUUCUGCUAUCAAUUAUGGGCCCUCCAGCCGAAGUCAUUCUUGCCAAUAAUGCCAGCGGGCUCUCCAGUCCCUCACCUGAGCCCACGCCCCGGAUUAUGAACAACCAUGGCUACUAUGCUGGGCACAUCCCCAGAGCACCACGACAGGCCUUCACUGAGGUGUCAGACUCUGAGUAUUACUCUGAAACAACCAACACAUCUGGGAUUGGUGAUGAGGACUACAAGCACUGUGACAGAAAUGCGUACAUAACCACACCUACGCACCCGCCGACUUCCCACAUACUGCUGGAGGCCAGCAAGAACCCAUCUUUUCCGAAGCUCACAGUGGUAAAACCUUAUAAUGAAAUUUUAUCUGGAACGAGCCCAAAAGAUCCACCCAGCGAGGCAGCCCAGAAUACAGUCAAUUCCAUCAGUUCACAGAUCACACAGUGGGAUGGCAAGCCGGAGUACCAGGGACAUGCUAGGCGACACCCUUUACCCAAUGACAGUGCGUAUUCUCAUGGGAGGACUACUCACUGUGGUCCCAGGCUACAGCAAGGCAGAGGGCCAGAGCAGAACAGGACUAAUGGUCUGCCCCAUGGUGGCAAUACACUGCAGCAGCCAAGCAACACUGUCACCAUGGUUACGGCUACUGCCUCAGUAACCGUGUCAGUGCACCCUAAUCUGCCAGGGUCAUAUCAGGGUACCAUGCACGAGGUCUUUGAGGAUAGCGUGUCAGACUCUUUUGAGAACUCUGAGAGGACUUCACAGACUUACGGGAGAGCUAAUCAGCCUUCCAAGAGAGACUCUUUGCAACUACAAGAUCUGGAAUCCCUAGAUAACAACCAGCAUCAAGCUAAACAGGGUCUAGGUGGUACAUGGACCCAAACAGCCAAAGAUUGCUAGACAGCAUACAUCGUCACCCACACAAUCCCACAAACUCUUUUUUUUUUUUUUUUUUUGUGUCUGGAAUCUAUCUCUGGCUGUUUUGGGAGGUCCCUAUGCUCUGUCUUUCUGAACUGUACAUAAACCUCACAGAUAAGAGGAUUUAUUUUUUAAAAUAUAUUAA